This is a messenger RNA of Ascochyta rabiei, 729 nucleotides long. RefSeq lists its product as uncharacterized. The coding region runs from base 1 to 729 and encodes 242 amino acids. The transcript is spliced from 3 exons. The record is from RefSeq and is a predicted model, not a curated record. Gene Ontology annotation, biological process: regulation of Ras protein signal transduction; regulation of proteolysis. NCBI's taxonomy places the organism in Eukaryota, Fungi, Ascomycota, Dothideomycetes, Pleosporales, Didymellaceae. Gene Ontology annotation, molecular function: peptidase inhibitor activity; phospholipid binding.
AUGCGUGUCCAAGCUUCCAUUGGCAUCGCGAGCCUGCUACAGCUCUAUGGAGCUGUUUGUGCUCUGCCUACUGAACAGCAGCCGCUGCAAGCAAAAAGCUCCCCAGAUGUGCAAGCUGUUCAAGCUGCACUUAGAAAAGCCGAGAUCAUCCCAACCGUCAUUGAUGAUUUCCUCCCAAGUUUAACACUUUCAGUAUCCUGGAAGAAGGACGAGGCAGAGCUUGGGAAUACUAUCAAGCCCAAGCAUCUCCAGAGCCAGCCGUCCAUCACUCUCCACGAGGACAUUAGCCCCGAGAGCAUCGUGGACACGCACCCAGCCUAUGUCAUCACGCUUACCGACCCCGACGCUCCAUCUCGUGACAACCCUGAAUGGAGCGAGAUGUGCCAUUGGAUCGCGACCAACGUUUCCGCGACCACCAAGACCUUCUCCAUCCUUCCUCUCCCUGAAUUCGGACUUACCAAGCAAGACAUUGAGGUCCAGAGUAGCCCUGAUGAUGUUGUCGAGUACAAGCCUCCCGGCCCGCCGCCCAACACCGGCAAGCACCGUUACGUGUUCCUUGUGUUUGCGCCUAAGAACGGGACGACAGAGCCGCUGCACCUGUCAAAACCUAAGGAUCGCCAGCACUGGGGAACAGGCGAGGAGGGUGGUGGUGUGAGGGAUUGGGCAGCGACGAACGACCUGGUUCCUGUGGCUGCCAACUUUGUGUAUGCGAAGAACAAGAAGCAGUAG